GCAUAAUUGCCUUUCAAGAUGUGGUUUUCCUGGCCCGUCCAGUCGUGUUGUGACUAAGUAAGAUGGCGCCCAAGUACGCACCAGUCGUGGACGCUGCGGCGCUGCGAGAAGGGGAUUCGCCGAAGAUGCUGUGGUCCAUCAUCGGAGCUGGUAAACGGAAAGAACACCAUGUGUUUGUGGCGAAUUGUAUGGAUCUCUGUGUCAGUGCUGCUGGUGUUUCUGGUAGCAAAUUCGGGGCUAUUGCUGCUGAGGUGCCAGGAAGACGUAUCGCAACUCAAGAAGAGUGUCGACGCCCUGAGGUAGGGAGAUGGGUACAUGGGCAGGAUGGCAGGCACACACAAAACACAUUGCCUUUGUGCACAUGUGUUGGUCAGGAAUAUGCUUCUGCGACAUAGAAUGCGAUCACUCUUCCCUCCCCACCUGCAUUCCGGAGACACAAACAACAUAUUCACGUGCAACAUAUCACUCCAAGUACCCCAUACCCAGUAUCUCGACAUCUUCCUUCAUAUGUUGUGGCCAGUCCUCCACCAGCGACGCACGCACAGCGCCGGAUCGUCUCUCAAGGGCACAGGGUGCUCACUCGAAUCGGCCAAUGUGCGCGUCAAGAUGGAGCACAAGCACAACAAAAAACAGUGCAGAAAGUAUUUUACAUGGGGCCUCCACCGUCCUAAGCUGCAAGCAAUUCAGGAAGCUCUUCUGCUCAAAAGACAUCAUCUGUUGGGCGGGACGUGAGAAAUGUCAAUGAGAUUAGUCGCGGUGCAUUUCAUAUGGUGAGGGAAUUGAAGGAUGUGUCACUGUGAUGGUGGGUCGUUUGUGCACGCAAUGAGGGAAAUUUUCCCCGUUGAUACCUUUUUCGAUUCUCUUCGUAGACCAAUAUGUAGAUCGACAUAUGUAGUAGGUCUGCUGGGGGAGAAACUUGCAUUAACCGUAACACUCGUCUGUG
Vitrella brassicaformis is the source of this 943-nucleotide messenger RNA. NCBI's taxonomy places the organism in Eukaryota, Vitrellaceae. The record is from the annotation of a GenBank genome assembly.